This is a messenger RNA of Anopheles arabiensis, 3664 nucleotides long. RefSeq lists its product as uncharacterized. Bases 273 to 3545 code for a protein of 1090 amino acids. The transcript is spliced from 5 exons. Gene Ontology annotation, molecular function: transmembrane transporter activity. Gene Ontology annotation, biological process: transmembrane transport. Lineage: Eukaryota; Metazoa; Arthropoda; Insecta; Diptera; Culicidae. Gene Ontology annotation, cellular component: membrane. The record is from RefSeq and is a predicted model, not a curated record.
CGUGCCCGUUUUGUACGGUGUGCUUUCGCGUGGGACAGUCGCGCUUAACCUGCCCAUCCAUGAAGUCCGUUCCAGAACCGUGUCCACCGACAAAACGGAACUUUUUCUGCAAAAAAGCCCAUUCAGUUUGUUGAUCUGUUUUAUUUAACCUGUGUUGCUUUUUCUUCGCUUUCAAAAAGUCUAAAAAUAACGAACAAUAGUAAAGUAGCAGCAAAAACGCGUUCGCGUGCGUCACGGAAUUGAGUGAAUAAAAUAUUAUACCGGUUCGCACUAUGGUGGAAGCAAGCGACAGCAGUUGCCGAAAGCAGCAGCAGCAGCAGCACCAGUCGACUCACAGUGCCGACGAUCGUACCGAGCGAACGUUCACCAAACUAUCGCAAACCGUCGCGAAGCUGCUCCGGGUCGAGGUGGAAAUCCAACGGAACCGCAAACCCAGCGCGUGCUGCUCGCACCAUCGCAAGCAGCGCAGCAAAAGGAAGCGCAAACGAACGAAGGUGGUGUUUACUGGGGAAAAGUUUGAAGAUCCCGAUCCCUACCAGCUGGCCGUGCGGAAAACCAACUAUGGCAAACGCAAGGAGAAGCUAAAGUUUGUCGGCGAACAGUUCCAAGAUCCCGAUCCGUACGGGUUGGCCAUCCGCAAGACGAGCACCGCGAGCAGCUGCACCAGCGAUCAUCAUCGCGAGCUAUCACAGCAGUAUCGUACGCAGCUGGCCGAAACGCAUCCCGCGACCGUGUUCUCGCCCAUCGAUUACAUAAAACGCGACGUAAAGUGUAUUGCGGAAAUGCCCGACGAUGAGACGGUGGCGUAUGACCGUUGCGCGGAUGUGUCCAAGCAGGCGGAACCAGCACCGGCAGCGGGAUGGAAACCUCUGCUAGCGCAGGCCUGUGCUGUGGGUGCGAAAAAUGUGCUACUGCUGGGGUAUGGCAUGACGUUGGGCUUCCCUACGAUAGUAAUUCCCGCCAUUCAGGGUGGCGAUGGGCGCGAGCCCGCCCUCGAGCGGGACGUAACGCUGAGCCGGGAGCAGAUUUCGUGGCUAAGUUCCAUCAACUUGAUCUGUGUGCCGUUGGGCAGCAUUUUUUCCGGCAUGCUCGCCCAACCGAUUGGCCGACGGCGCGCAAUGCAGCUCAUUAACUUCCCCAUCUUCGUCGCCUGGCUGCUGUUCCAUUAUGCUAGUGAUGUAACGUUCCUGUACGUAGGACUCGCACUGGCCGGCCUUAGUGGAGGGCUCGGAGAAGCUCCUGUGCUGACGUACGUCGCUGAGAUUACGGAACCUCGGUACCGGGGUAUGCUGGCCGCUACCGGUUCCACCUGCGUCAUAUUGGGCGUUUUGCUCGAGUUUCUCAUGGGCAGCUUCAUGAAGUGGCGCACGGUCGCACUGAUCAGUGCCGUCGUGCCCGUACUGGCCGUGGUGGCGCUAUGUUUCAUCCCGGAGAGUCCCGUUUGGCUGGCCAGCAAGGGACGACUCGAGGAUUCAAAGGCAGCCCUUGCUUGGCUACGCGGCUGGACAUCGAAAGAGCAGGUUGCGCACGAGUUCGAGGAGAUAGAGCGUCAAAUGGCAACGGACGCGGAACUGCAGAAGGAUUUCACGAUCGUGGACAAGGCGCGGCUUUACACGCAGCGGGCCUUCCUUCAACCGUUCGGUAUUAUUUUGCUGUGUUUCUUCAUCGGACACUUUUCCGGCAUGACGACACUUCAAACCUACGCCGUCCAGAUCUUUCACACUCUGAAAGCGCCCAUCAACAAAUAUUACGCGACUUGUCUGCUGGGACUGACCGAGCUGAUUGGGACACUGUUCUGCGUGUUUCUGGUGCACCGUACCGGCAAGCGACCGCUCGUGUUCAUCUCGACUAUUGGAUGUGCCAUCUGCUUCUUCGGAGCGGCCAGCUAUGCCUACUUCCUGAACGACAUCCCAGGCGCCGCCGUACAAAACGUGGUCGCAAAUGUGUCCUCCAUCAAGGCGGACAUCACGGUCAUACCAUUGCAGUCCAAAGAGGUAAUAGCGGAGUGGCAUCGUAACAGCACGGUGCACCCGCCGAUCAAUCUAACGCAGAUCGAAACGCAAUUAGCCAACAGUAACGCAUCCUUGCGUGCAGAAGCGAUCAACGGCACAGCCAACCAUUCGCUGGACAGUGGCAUUGUGUAUGCCGCGCAGAGCUUCACCAACUACUACCUUAAUGAUAGCCUGAACGAUCCAAUUAACAUCACGAUCAGUUACGGAGAGUACGUUAAAUCCGCUAUCCCGAGAGAAGUGUUCGUGCCGUUGCCGCACGUGAACAAGAACAAGUACGUCUGGAUCCCGCUGACCCUGCUGCUCGGCAGUGCCUUUCUGACGCAUAUUGGCAUUCGAUUGAUACCGUGGAUACUGAUAGGAGAGCUCUUUGCGCCGAACGUGCGCAGCGGUGGGUCCGGGUUGGCCGGCGGCAUAGCGUACAUCUUUGGGUUUAUCGCCAACAAGACGUUCCUCAAGAUGCUGGCUGUAUUCACCUUACCGGGGACCUUUUGGAUCUACUCGCUAGUAACGAUCGUCGGAGCCAUGAUCCUUUACAAAGUGCUUCCCGAAACGGAGGGCAAAUCGCUGCAGGAGAUUGAAACGUACUUUCUGGCGGGCAAAAAAACGUCCACGACAAUAGACCAAGAAGCGCCUGUACCACCCCGGCUGGGGCCAAAGGUUUCCACUGCCAGCAUGCACCCAGUGCCACCACCGAUCCCACCAAAACCCUACCCCUUGAAGGAUGAUAUCGAUCGGGCACGACGUAUCUCGCUGGUGCCACGACAAAUGUCUCAAUCGUCGCGAAACACGACCGCAUCCGACUUCUCGCGUGCGUCGUUUAAUUCUCAACACUCUCACAACCAUUCUGGAAUGAGUCGCAACUCGUCAUGGACCUCCUAUACGCUGGAAGACACGCACGACCAUGCUCAUCCGGUGCAGGUGUUUAGAAAAAUAUCCGACUCAAUUCCUGCCGUUGAAGCCGUGGAAUCACAGCACAGCAUGACGCAGCCGCAACCAUCAAGAAAUCAAGUGUCAUCGCACGUCCUUCCUGUCGUGAGCGCCGUUGGUCUAAAGCCGGAGCGAAAGGUAUCUAGCGGAAAGCAAACUUUACAUGUAAACGCCGAUUUAAAGCACCCGGCGCACAAAACCCAACCAAUGACACGCCCGGUACGUGCACGAGCAAAACGGCCACCCCCAUCACAUCAGUUCGAUUUCCAAGGUUCCGAAAGUAACAAAAAGUUUGAAGAAUUUCUUCACCGCUAUCAGGAUAAAGCUCAAGACUCGCACGCGCAAGCGAAUCGUCCUGUGCGCCACGUAACUAGCGCACACGAUCUUAAAGCUCUCGGGAAGGAGUCUCAGCCCAGUUCUGGCGCAAUUGCUGCUGCAAAUGGAGGCGGGGCCGGUAUAUUGACGGAUCGCAAACUUUUCAACAGCACCACCAAGCUGUCCUCCUCGUGUGCCGGAGAAGGCGUAGAACAUCAUGUCGCUCGCGAAGGCGGACUCAGCAAUGCCGGAUUUCAUUUAAGCUCAAGUGACGAAUCGACGGAUAUGUAGCACAGAUGGAUUACAUUAUUCGAUUUCGAUCUAAUGUAUGCAGCUGGAGAAGCUUUACUGUAGUAAUUUGUUAUUAUUCGAUUCGAUCUAAUUUAUGCAGCUGGAAAAGUUUUACUGUA